Molecule: messenger RNA, 1523 nt
Organism: Caenorhabditis auriculariae
Lineage: Eukaryota; Metazoa; Nematoda; Chromadorea; Rhabditida; Rhabditidae
Source: the annotation of a GenBank genome assembly
AUGACACUGCUCGGCAUCAUGCUCUUUGGCUCGUCGAGCCGAGAAAAGCGCACUCCUUUUCUUCCCCAUGGGAGCCGUCCGUUCUCAGCUCGAAGCUUUUGUUGGAAGACGCCGAUGUAUGUGUGCAAGCAAGUGGCUUCUCAGCUGAUGCGCAGUUCGAAAAAGAAUAAUAUUUCAGGAAAAAAGGUCAUUAAAAAACUGAUUCAAUUAAUUACGCGGUUCCACCGCUCAUUCGCAUCUUAAUCCAGACACAAGACGGAUGAAUAAUGACUGACUUCUGCCUUGAAAAUUCAACAACCUGCAGCUAUCGAUUGAAAAGCAAUAGGAGAGUGAGGUGCUUCGGGGAACUGCGGACACUCUUUUUUCUUUUAAGUUGAAAUUUUCCAAAAGGCUGCUGUUGCAACGAAAUUAGAUGUCUUCAAAAAAAUGGAAUACCUUUUCCAUUUUUUAAAACCACUCAUAUCUGACCGGAUUAACCUUCAGAGACAUCUUGGAUCGAGAUUAGUGAGAGACGUCAUUAAGACUUUGCCCUACUCGAUUCAUCGAUGUAGCGUGUCUAAUAACGGGAAGCGUUGACAUAUACAGUAUGAGUAUUUUUUUGGUUUUUCGUUGAUGAAGUUGUCCCCUUCAAGUACCACCUCUACGCGGUGAUGGGGAGGCAACGCCAUUUAUGGCGGCUAACGGUACACCGGUCACGCAAUUCGGCUUGCUUCUGCUAACAGAAUGGGCGGUCUUUUUUAGCCCUGGCAAGGCAAAAAGGAUAAUAAGACCACAAUUAUGCUAUAACACGUUCAACACCACGGAUGGAACUUUUUCGCAAGAAUGCCAGUCAACCAGGACGACAACACUGGAUGACCGAUUGCAUAAGAUCUCCUGGAAAACGUGUGGUCCACGCUUCGAUCAAUAAAAGGCAAUAAAAGGUCGAAAGCGAAGAUGGACCAUCUAAGUAUCUAAGUAAGUAAGAAGUUGUUGAAAACGACCCUGAAAUUGGUUCAAAUUUCCGGUCAAAAGAUUUUUUUUGACAGAGUUAUGGAUGAAAAACCGAAAAAUGUGUGCUCCAGUCUUCUAAAAAUAUUACAUCGUAAACUCGGUUCUUUUUGAAAAAAAAAACUUUGGAAAAGGUGCGGUAAACCGGAAAAAAUCUCUUUUGCGAUUCUAAUUUGUAAUUUUACGCAAUUGUCCGUUGGUGCCGCCAUCUUCACUCUUUAUUAAUUCAAACUGUGACAUCCGCUGUUUUUUUUGCAACUCGGCUGAACGCAUCGGAACGAAUCCAGAUCUACAAUAGGAGACAAGAUGGAGGGGCAACAGAAGGCUUGAUUAGGUCAGGUCGGUCGGACGACGGCGGCGAGCGGGAGCUGGACCAGCUGUCACCCCAUCGCCUUACAUGGAACAUCUGCUCCUCCUUCUCUGCUAGCUCUCUUAUUUUCCGAGGGAUUGUAUCGUUUUUGGCCGUCGGUUCGAGAGGGGCCAUGGUAAUGGACUGUCUGGAGGUGAGACAGCUGCACACGGUUAUUGCGGGAUGA